AGAAAAUAAUAAAAAGAAAAAUCAAAUGUGUAAUUUAUAAAAAAAAAAACCUCCUCUUUCUAAACGUCAAGCAAUUUCUCUCAAUUGUCCUAACUCCUAGCGUCCACAACCCCUAAUCCUUGAGCAAACAAACACCCACCAUUUUCUCUCUCUGUCCUCACCCUUUUCUGGUUUUUCCUUUCUCCUUCUUGUGUUGUUCUUCUGGAUGUCAAACGACGAUAACUAACAAUUUUUUCGAUCCGAAACCCCCUUGCCAAAAGGAAACUAGACCCUUUCCCUUCUUCAUUGCCUCAUUACCAUUCCGCUCGUAUUCUCUUUGUCGGUCUCCUGAAUUCGUACGGCUGUGGGAAGUUGAUGAUUUCUUUCCUGAUUCGUCGACCAAGCACUUGCAGACCAUUUCCUGGAUUGCAGACCGUUUUAGGGUUUUGAUAAUCUGAGUACCCGUAGUGUCUUUCCAAUUUACCAAUCGCUAGGGUUGCUUCUAUAUUCCUCUUUCGCUUGUAGAUUUAAGUCCCGAGUUGUUGGUAAUAUCAAUUUGGAUACGAAAUUUGGAUUGCCCCCAAUAAUUUUGUUGCCUUGGGGGUCCGUUUUGUUAUUGAUCGUGGCUCACUAAGUGCCCUAAAGGUCUCUGUUCGUACUGGAGAUAAGUUGUGCUAAGUUGUUGCUUUCGUCUCUUUGCUUCGAGUAAAAAAAAAAUCUCUCUUUUCAAGCCCCCAAGUAGACUGGUCAGCCACAAUCUAGGAGCUUUUGUUUGGCGUAUUUGCCAUUUCUGUCUUGACGGUUCUGCUAUCCUGACUGUUUGUUGGAAGGAGGAAGUUUGGUUUUUUUUUGGGCGGAUAUUAGCUGCUGGUAGAUAAGCUGCAACUGCAUGGGCGAGCAUGAGACGGCCGAUUCACUACUACCUAGUGGGCUUUUGCCAAGUGGCCUACUUCCCAAUGAAGCGGCCUCCGUGAUGCGAGUGCUUGACUCAGCCAGAUGGUCGAAAGCUGAAGAGCGAACCGCGGAACUCAUACAGUGCAUUAAGCCCAAUGAAGCGUCCGAGAACCAACGUAAUGCCGUUGCUAGUUAUGUGCAGCGGCUCAUUAUGAAGUGCUUUCCUUGUCAGGUCUUCACUUUUGGUUCUGUUCCACUUAAGACUUAUUUGCCGGAUGGCGAUAUCGACUUGACAGCCUUCAGUAAGAAUCAGGAUUUGAAAGAUACGUGGGCUCAUCAGGUCCGCGAUAUGCUGGAGAAUGAGGAGAAGAAUGAGACUGCUGAAUUCCAGGUUAAGGAAGUCCAGUAUAUUCAGGCUGAGGUGAAAAUUAUAAAGUGCCUUGUGGAGAACAUUGUAGUAGAUAUAUCAUUUAACCAGCUUGGUGGGCUAUGCACACUUUGUUUCCUUGAAGAGGUUGAUCAUAUGAUAAAAGGUGAUCAUUUAUUCAAGCGAAGCAUUAUUCUUAUAAAGGCCUGGUGCUAUUAUGAGAGCCGUAUAUUGGGUGCUCACCAUGGUCUGAUAUCCACAUAUGCACUGGAAACAUUGGUUCUCUAUAUAUUCCAUGUUUUCAACAAAUCGUUUGCUGGACCACUUGAGGUCCUUUAUCGUUUCCUUGAGUUCUUCAGCAAAUUUGAUUGGGAUAACUUCUGUGUCAGCCUCUGGGGUCCAGUACCCAUUGGUUCACUUCCAAAUGUGACAGCCGAACCACCCCGAAAGGAUAGUGGAAAGUUACUGCUCGCCAAAUCAUUUCUUGAUGCCUGUGGCUCGGUGUAUGCCGUUUUUCCGAACGGCCAAGAAAGUAAUAGCCAGUCUUUUAUCUCUAAACACUUCAAUGUCAUUGAUCCUUUGCGCGUUAACAACAACCUAGGGCGCAGUGUUAGUAAAGGUAACUUCUUCAGGAUUCGUAGUGCAUUUGCUUUUGGGGCAAAGAAGCUAGCUAGGUUACUUGAUUGUGAUAGUGAGAACAUACACUUCGAAGUGAAUCAGUUUUUCCAGAAUACUUGGGAAAGACAUGGAAGUGGUCAUCGUCCUGAUGCUCCGCUCAAUGGUUUUUGGCAAUUAAGACCAUUAAAUCAUGAUUACUUGCUUGGCUCAGAGAAUGAGAAUUUCCGAAAUAUUAUGAGUGCCAAAUCUGGAAGUCGUGAAGGUGAAAAUGAUGCAUUGCACGGGCCUUGUAUUGUCCCAUUCCAGCAUGGUAAUCAUGUCCUAGAAAGCACAUCAUGGAGUAGUGAUGCUGGCACAGUAUCUCAAACACAAAGUCAAAAGAUUAAUGUAAACUACAGUUUAAUUUCUGAUCAGGCUAGAAGAGAAAUCAGCACAUCUCAGAGUGUUCAUAGCAUUUCUAAACCGGACAGCUUGGCAAGUGAUUCACAAGGAAGGUAUCUUUUUGCAAGGACCCGCUCAAGUCCUGAGCUUACGGAUACCUGCAACGAAGUUUCUUCACAAGCAAGGCGUAAUAAAGCUCCAGAAAGUGCAAAAGGCCAGACAACAGCAGCUUGGUUUGAAAAUAUCAACGGGCAAAACACUGAACAGGAAAACUUGUCCAGGCACACUGUUAGAUCCUUAGGUGAUGAUCUUUCAUCACUUAGGCACGGUUUGCCUAACAAAAGUCCUUAUGCAGCUGAAUCCAAUAGUUAUCUUGAAGAUUCUGCCACAGGUGAGGAAUUUACUUCUGUUCUAAGUACACAGGGGAUGCAUCUGGAAGAACAAGAUCUUGUCAACAUGAUGGCUUCUUCCAGUAGCCUUGGUUUUAAUGGGCAAGUUCAUCUUCCACUAAACUUGGCGUCCAGUCAUGUACCAUUUCCUAUACCACCUUCUGCUCUAGCUUCUAUGGGAUAUCUGCCAAGGAAUUUGGGUGGAAUGCUACGCACAAAUAUUCCAUUGCUGGAGCCUCCUUGGGAUGCAAACACGCAAUUUCCCCAGGGGUUGGUUUCUUCUCAACUGACCCACUAUUUUCCAGCAAUAGGACUGACAUCAAGUCCAGAAGGUUCAGUUGAACAUUCAAAUGAGAAUUUUGGUACUGUGGGAUCGAACCCUGGGGAGGCUGACAAUGAUUUUUGGCGUGAACAUGAAAGGGUCUCAGUUGGUGGUCUUGAACUUGAUAAUGGAAGUUUUGAGAUUGAAACAUCUGAUGAUAAGCAGCAAUCUACAUCAGGUAGGUAUAACUGUGGUCCUUCAUCUAGGAUAGGUGGCUCUGGGAACUCUUCUGGAGUUCAGCAGAAGUUCACCAGGGAAUCCCUACAUUCAAAUCGGGGUGAUCAUGCAGAAAAUUUUCCGCACGCAGAGAACAAAGGUGAUGACGUUUUCUUUCAUGGAAGGCUCACAAUUUCAAGUCCGUUUCCUACUGUACCAAGUUAUUCUGUAAGAAGUAGAGCUUCUUCUGAGAGUUCAUGGGAUGGAUCAUCUGCAAAGAUGAAGUCAGCAAGGGAAAAGAGAGGUAGGAAGACCUCUGCUGCUGUGGCAUCUGUAGUUCAUGUGAAAGGUAAAGGAAUCUAUGAAAGCUCCUCCAGCCAGGUGGAUGGUGACAGAAAAGAGUGUAGCUCACAAUUAUCAAUUAGCCCAGAGAUUGUUGAAAGGGGCUUGGUGCCUCCACCUACUGGUGUCUCAAGCCAUCCAGUUCCUGGCUUUGAGCUGGCACAAACAAGUGGAUCCGAUCCAGUAGUGCCUAUUCCUCCAGUGCUAUUGGGUCAUGGCGCACGAUUUUAUCCUACGGGACCACCUGUUCCAUUUGUUACAAUGCUUCCCAUUUAUAACUUCCCAGCUGCAGAGAUGGGAACUUCUGAGGCAUCUACAAGUCAGUUUGGUUCAGAGAAGGGCAUGGAUAACAUGGAUCCUUGUCAGAAUGGUGAUUUACUUGAGGGACAUCAUGAUCAGUCUGAAGUUCCAAGUCCUAGUAGUACUUCAGUGAAAGUUUCUGCCUCAGUUGAGGCAUUUGAGCUCAAGUCUGACAUCCUCAAUAGUGAUUUUGCUAGUCAUUGGCAGAACUUGCAAUAUGGACGGUUUUGUCAAUAUUCACGACUUCCUACUCCAGUGGCCUGUCCUUCACCUGUUGUGGUACCACCUGUAUAUGUACAGGGUCGUAUCCCAUGGGAUGGUCCUGGAAGACCUGUUUCGCCGAACAUGAAUCUUCUCAGUCAGGUUAUGGGUUAUGGACAUCGUAUCCUUCCAGUCGCUCCCUUGCAAGCUGUUUCCAACAGACCUGCUGGUUUCUACCAACAUUAUGUGGACGAGGUGCCAAGAUAUCGUGGUGGAACUGGAACCUACCUUCCAGACCCUAAAGUAUCAGUCAGGGAUAGGCAUUCCACAAACUCUUCUAGAAAGGCAAACUACUAUAAUUAUGAUAGAAGUGAGCACCAUGGUGAUUAUCGAGAAGGGAGCUGGAAUAAUUCAAAGUCGAGAGCCCCUGGGCGCAGUCACAGUCGCAACCAAGCUGACAAGUCAAGUAGUUCAAGACUAGACAGAUUAGCAGGCACAAGUGGGAGCAGCAGAUUGGAGAGGACAUGGGUCUCACACAGACAUGACAACCCCACUUCUCACCAGCAGUCUCAAAAUGGCCCUGCCCGAGCAAACAUCCAACAGAUUGGAUCGCCCAAUAUAGCUUAUGGCAUGUAUCCAAUUACAUCUAUGAAUCCGGGUGGAUUGCCAUCAAAUGGGCCAGUUGUCAUGUUUUAUCCUUAUGACCACCAGAAUGGUGGUGGUGGUGGUUAUGUUUCUGCAGACCAGAUUGAGUUUGGUUCCCUUGGAAAUGUGGGAUUUGCCGAGCUGUCGAAUUUGAACGAGGACCAAAGAUUUCAUAGCAGUGCAGCCGCUCAAUUGUCUUCACCAGAUCAGCCUUCUUCUCCUCACCAUCUUCAGAGGUAGUUUAAAAAAUCCUAACCGUGUCAAUGUCUGCCAGGCAGUUUAUAGCAGUGCAAGAUUUCUCUGGGUCUGGAAGUCUGUUGGUCGUCUGUCUGCCUGACAGUGUCCUGAAGCACUACAGUUUCCAGCACAACGAAUGGGGAAUUUGACUUUUUCUUCCAUUGCUGCAUGAUUUUUUUACCCGGGGUCCCGGAGAGAUGGUGGUCAACUGGGGAACACGAUGAAGAGGAUAAUUUCAUGCAUCUUGCAAAGGACAUGGAUGGAGGGAGGGAGGAUUUCAUAUGAUUGUGGCAGCGCCCCUGCAUAAUUUAGUGCAAGAAGCUUCUCACAACUCUUACUAUAGUGACUGUUUGGUUUCACCCCCACCGAUAUGAUAUGACUUAUGAGUGACUUAUGAGCGCCUUUUCGAGACUUACCCUGUUUGCGGAAGAAGUAGAAGGGAAAAUGUAACUUGGUGGCGGCGAAUGAGCCACAGCCACCAUUGCAGUAGUGUAGUUCAUUAAUUUCGAAAACAAAACUGUAGGACUUGGGGUAGAAACAGAUUGCAACUUAAUGAUGUAGAAGAAAAAGAAUCUGCAUGCAAGUUUGGAAAGUACGUGGCGAGAGUUCAAUCCUCUGUCGAAGUCGUAAACUUUUCUCCGUCUGUAAGUUGGUGAUUCAGUUCCCACGUGAUGGAUGGUUCUGUAUUAGGAGGUUUUGAUACGUUAAUUAAAGUCAAGCUCGGGUAUAUGAGGAAUGCCUCUUUAUGAUCUGUUAGUUUUUUAGAAUCUAGUUAAUACUAAACAGUAAACACGAUGAUUAGAAUAAUAUUACAACGCUCUCCCUUCUCUCU
Molecule: messenger RNA, 5663 nt
Organism: Linum tenue
Lineage: Eukaryota; Viridiplantae; Streptophyta; Magnoliopsida; Malpighiales; Linaceae
Source: the annotation of a GenBank genome assembly